CACGAAAUUUUGAUACUGACAAUACAUCUUGUUGCCAUCGAGCACACCAGCGUCUAAGACAUUGUUCCUGCUCACUUGCAUGGAUCCCCUGGAUGGUACCAGGUACGAGGUUGAAACCGCCAUUAGAAUCGGCCGCGCAUCGUUUGUAUGCGUCUAUACGAUUCAUCUUUACGAAUGGCUCUUGAACCUCGACGAAGAACGCUGCCUAAUCCACAUGUCGUCAUGGUCAUCGGUCAAGGUCCUCUAUAUCAUCUGUCGAUAUUAUCCACUCGUCGUUUUUCCGUUUCACCUUUGGGCAUGGAUGGACAACCACUCCACGGACCUCUGCAAAUCUUUGGUUCAUGGGGUAUAUGCUGCCCUUAUACCAAUGCAAAUAUCGGCUCAGGGUGUCAUGCUCCUACGAGCUUAUGCUUUUACGGGGAAGAAGACGUAUAUCCUGGUGUUUUUCUCUGCGAGUUGGCUGGCAAUCUUUGCUGCGGACAUUUGGCUAUAUGGAACACAGUUUAUCUGUAAGAUCCUGAACCCUCGACGCCAAAGUCUCCAUAAACAUGUCUCUUCGUAG
Coniophora puteana RWD-64-598 SS2 is the source of this 562-nucleotide messenger RNA. RefSeq lists its product as uncharacterized. Bases 80 to 562 code for a protein of 160 amino acids. The transcript is spliced from 8 exons. NCBI's taxonomy places the organism in Eukaryota, Fungi, Basidiomycota, Agaricomycetes, Boletales, Coniophoraceae. The record is from RefSeq and is a predicted model, not a curated record.